AUGGCGUUCACAGCGUACAACCACCGGAGUGUCCUCCAGGGCGAAGGGGAGAAAGGUCUGGACACGUCUGUCCCCUUUUUCCUCCCAAUACAGAUUUGCGCGCUACAGAGGGGAACUGAAAGUGAUUGGCCAAUUGGAAAAGGGAACAACAAAAAGGAGCUCGCAAGAGCUGGCGGAGAACAGACAGAGAGGAGAGCUCCCGGGAGCUUGCGGAGUACGGAGAAAAGACAAAGUGAAACCUCUCAACCCCCAGUGCAUGCUGUAAGGCUGGCUGGAAGGGAAACCCGACUUCAAGAGCCGUUCCCAAGCGACAUCCACCAGAUAGCUGACGAAAUUGCAUCCGCCCUGCUGCCCAUCAUCCAGGACAAAACAUUUGCAUUUUUUGGCCACAGUUUGGGAUCCUACCUUGCUUUUCUGACGGCCCUGCGCCUGAAGGAGAAAUACAACCUGGAGCCGCUGCACUUCUUUGUGUCCAGUGCACCGGCGCCCCACUCAGUAUCCCGGCCUCAAAUUCCUGAACUUAACAAGCUGUCAGAAGAACAAAUCACACACUACCUUCUGAAUUUUGGAGGCACCCCCAAGCAUCUCAUUGAAGACCAGGACUUCUUGAGGCAAUGCAUUCCCUUACUGAAGGCAGAUAUUACUGUUGUGAAAAACUUCACCUUUGACCCACCCUCAAAAGCUCCUCUUUCUCGGGACAUAACAUGCUUUGUUGGAUCUGAAGAUAUAAUAACGGAUGUAGAAGGCUGGAAGGAUGUAACCAGUGGGAAGAUUGACAGCUACACGCUGGCAGGUGAUCACUUCUAUCUGCUGGAUCCUGACAACGAGAAGUUUAUCAAGAACUACAUCUCCAAGUGUUUGGAACUGUCAUCACUAGACUGCUUUUAGACGCGCUUUCUCUGGGGUUUCAAAUACGCCAACCCAUCACAAGCUCUUCCUCCAGGCCCAGCUUCUAGUGUUCAGAGGUCAGAAAGAUGCAUAUUAAUGAAUUUCUUCAUGGAACGUUUAUCUAUCUGGGGAAAAGACAGCUGCUGGAGUCAGUGAG
Messenger RNA from Acomys russatus (golden spiny mouse), 1045 nucleotides. RefSeq names its product oleoyl-ACP hydrolase (gene Olah). The record is from RefSeq and is a predicted model, not a curated record. Gene Ontology annotation, biological process: lipid biosynthetic process. The transcript is spliced from 7 exons. NCBI's taxonomy places the organism in Eukaryota, Metazoa, Chordata, Mammalia, Rodentia, Muridae. Bases 1 to 888 code for a protein of 295 amino acids.